Molecule: messenger RNA, 2229 nt
Organism: Guillardia theta CCMP2712
Lineage: Eukaryota; Cryptophyceae; Pyrenomonadales; Geminigeraceae
Exons: 16
Coding region: 1-2229 (742 amino acids)
Source: RefSeq, a predicted model, not a curated record
AUGGCAGUUUCUGCUCAAGGAGCUGCGAUGGAAGCAAAACCUCUUAAAUCAUACAGAAUGCAAUCUCGGUGCAUAUUUAGGAAGCAUCUAACUACCUUAAUGGCAACUGCUUGUUCCUUUGGAUUUGUUUCCUUCGCGUCGGCCAACACGUUGAAGCUUGAACGACGGCCGAAGAUGUUUUCAGCAUCUUCCAACUUCCGCAACUCGUUUGGAAACGCUGGGAUGCAAGAUGAGACGAAAGAUUCGAGCCAAGCAGACCUGCAAGUGGAGCUGAACAUCUCCCUUUCCGGUUCCAGAGCGCAAAGUCUUGACGACAUCAUGAAGAAACAGGAUGUUGACUCUCUGUGGAAGUACAAGAAUGAGCAAGCAGAGGUGCAGAAGCAAUCCAAGACCGUAAUGGAGACCAAGAAGCUCGCCGCUGUCAAGAACCUUGAUCUGCAGCUUCACAAAAUGAUGAACUCACGUGAUGCUGCAAUUGCCAAGGAAGGCACAUCUUCCUCUGCAGACGAGAAUAAUUCUCAGCUCGAGCAAUCUCUGGUCUUGAAAGAGCAGUUGAAAGCUGCGCUUGAAAGGAGGUCGUGGGUUAAAGAGCCUUCGGAGCAGCCAUCCCAUCGAGAUCAAACUGUGAUGGCCAACGGAGGCGAUAGACGGAUCUCUUCCAUGCAGGAGAGCGCAAUGACGUACCUGGAGACAAGACUGAGGACAUUGUGGAGGACUGCGAACGACAAGCAGAAGGAUGCAACCAGCUUGCUGCAAGCGCAGGGCCCCUCGAGGAAGGAGCUCGUGAACAGCAUCAUCAGCUUGCAGAAGCGAUUCAACAAGUUCAGGGACACCACGUCGAACAUUCAGGAUCCCGAGGCGUCUGAGCAGCAGAUCACCAAGGCUCUGAGUGACAUGGCCCACCGCCAACAUGGGAGGAGGGAGGAAGAGGCGUUUCAAUCAGGCAGGACGGUCAACGAACAGGAGGAGGCGACCAACGGAUUCUUCAGUGGAUGGCGGACGAGCUGGAGGUGGAAGAAAUUCUUUGGUCACAGGAGGGAGGAGGCGAGUGGAGGAUACAGAGGUGAUCACUUCGAGGAGCGAGGGAGUGAAAGAGAAUGUCCUGCUCCUCACGCCGAUGAAGUUCAGUUCGUCCUCAUAGAAGAACUUCAACGGUGCAGAGCGCAAGUCCAGGGUAGCGUGCAGGACACAUGGCAGCUGGGGUCCUGGCAAGGGACGUUUGUGCAAGACUCGGAUACUGAGAUCGAUAUGACACUCAAGAUCCUUGAGAUGAAACAGGAGGAUGGAGCGUGCAGGGGAGAAAUCAUGUGGUCUGAUGGCCAGGGGGUGACAGAGUUCCGCGGACAAGUACGGGGAAUGCAGAUAGACAUCGAGGAGGUCAACGUUCUGCGAGACACGUCAGGUGGGCAAUUCCUUCCUGGGACGAGGUACAGGAUGAUCAAAGAGGGCGAAGAGAUGCGAGGGACAUGGAUCCAUCCAGCCUUGGCUGUAUGGGGGCUCCUCCACCUCCGAACCUCCUCCUCCUCCCCCAACGAAGACUCUCGAUCCUCCGUUGAGAAACUCAAGAGCCUGCGCUACAUUGUGGGGAGGACGGUACCACUGCUGGGAGAGGACGAGCACCUGGAGGGCAAAGAGGUCUCCUUCCUGAGCAGCCCCUUCGUGCUCGCGGGGGGAGACACGGACUUCUUCUGCACCGCGUGCUUCCUCUCCAUGUGCAACGUUGCCCUGCUUGUGGUCAUGGCCUUCAUGUGUCAGAGGCGCAGCAGUACUCCUGCUCCAGCUCAGGAGGAGGAGGAAAAACAGGCUGAUGGGGACGAGGAUGCGGUGGAGCUGCUCAAGAGUGCUUCUUCACUGGAGUCCUCUACUGGUAACAUGCCUGAAAACCCCUCCACUACCUUCAAGAGAGUCUUGCGUGGGCACGAGAUUCCGGUCGAGUCUUUCCAGGCCGUCGCGCGAUCAGUCAUGAAGAAGUCUCCCCUUGCUUCCUCCAUCUCCUCCUCGUCCAAGGCCUCCAGCGAUCGCUGGAGCACGUCAGCAGUCGAUCGCUCCUCUACAGCUCAGGAGCAGCCGGACCCGGCAUCCAGCGCCUUUGCCGAGUCAAUGCAGGAGGAGGAGCAGGAGCAGAGGCCUUGUCAUCAAUCACUGACGGAGAGCAUGGUGACCCUGCUGCUCCUGUUCCUGUACCUCCCUGCUCCUCCGUUCCUCUUCCACUUUCUGCUCCUGCCCUGA